Phaedon cochleariae (mustard beetle) is the source of this 1048-nucleotide messenger RNA. NCBI's taxonomy places the organism in Eukaryota, Metazoa, Arthropoda, Insecta, Coleoptera, Chrysomelidae. The record is from the annotation of a GenBank genome assembly.
UCAAAUCAGCGAUUUCCAGCGAUGCUGUAGAAUGCAGAGCUAACUUCUCCAAACAAAACUAAUAUUCACAGUGGGACCUUCGUAUGUUAAGCAAAAAAUUUCAAGUUUUUAUGUAUCUAGAUACAUUGAGAGCUAUAUUUUGGACAAAAAAUAUAGAAAAUAAUAAUCAACUCCAGAACCGUUAGACAUGGGUAUAGCAAAGGAUACAUGAAAAAUGAUCCAACCAGAACUAUGGUCCAGAAACAACAACAUAACGAUAUUAGCAAACAUGAAAUACAUGGAAAAAUAUAAGGACAAGAUAAAAUGGAAAGAUGGAGAAUCAAUUCUGGAAUUCGGUAUGGGAUGUGGAAGAAACACGAGAGAAGUUCUGUUACCUCAUCUGCCUGAGAAUUUCAAGGAGUACAUAGGAAGUGACGUAACGACACCUAUGGUGGAACAUUCGAGAAGGACGAUUAUCCACCAGAGGAUGAAAAUAAUACAAUUCGAUAUUGAGUGUGACUCUAUUCCGCCAGAAUUCGUAGGAAGGUUCGACCAUAUAUUUUCAUUCAUGGUAAUGCACUGGAUUCAAAACACAAGGCAAGCAUUUUCGAAUAUGUACAGAAUGCUGAAACCAGGUGCAGAGAUGUUUUUGACUUUUGGUGAGAGGAUAUCUGGCAACGAAUUUUAUGAUACGAUGUCGAGACAUCCCAAAUGGGAACAGUAUGGGCACGAGAAAUUGAUAUCGCCCUUUCAUUUUUGCGAGGAUGUCGAGAAAGAGUACAGAACAGCGUUGCAGGAAUCUGGAUUCACUGAUUACGAUUUCGAAAGUGAACAUAGGGAGUAUCAGUUUCCCAAUGAACAGGCAUUUGAUGAAUUUUGCUACAGUAUCAACCCCAUUAUAGCUAAGAUACCAGAAGAAGAUAAAGACGAAUAUAAAAAGGUAUAUCUUGAAAUGAUGAAGAAGAAUAGUAGCCUCAAUUUUAUCAGGAGAUGUGAGAAAACAGGACAAAAUUUGUUUCAUUCAAGUUAUAAAUUAUUUGUAGUUCUAGCAAGAAAACCAAACAAUUAA